Lasiosphaeria miniovina is the source of this 1488-nucleotide messenger RNA. RefSeq lists its product as uncharacterized. The record is from RefSeq and is a predicted model, not a curated record. Bases 1 to 1488 code for a protein of 495 amino acids. Gene Ontology annotation, molecular function: actin binding. Lineage: Eukaryota; Fungi; Ascomycota; Sordariomycetes; Sordariales; Lasiosphaeriaceae. The transcript has 4 exons.
AUGCCGCCUCCCCCACCACCUCCUCCUCCACCGCCUCCGGGCUUCGGCGGUUCUCCUCCGCCGCCGCCACCUCCGCCCCCGGGAGGGGCAAGUCUGCCAGCCCGGCCGCCUGCUGGGUUGCCAAGCAGAGGAGCUUUGCUUUCAGAUAUCUCCAAAGGCAGAGCGCUCAGGAAGGCCGUUACUAAUGAUCGAUCUGCGCCAUUGGUUGCCGCUGGCGGCGCCUCGUCGCCCGCCUUCGCCGCCCUUUCCCCCUUAGGGGCGCCUUCGGUUCCUGGAACCCCAAGAUCUCCUGCUCGAUCGCCCGGGAACCUCGCACCCCCUGCCCCCGGAAUCCGCGCAAGGAGCAACAGCGACACGGGCGACAGACAACAGCAGACGGCCGCGUCAAGCAUUGAGAGCCCGCCCCAGCUGGCCGGUCUGUUUGCUGGCGGCAUACCAAAGCUGCGCAAGACGGGAGGCGGCGUGGAUACUGGCGCAAACCAAGAGUCUUCGUAUCUUUCAGACCCCGAGUCAUCGUCGAGGUCGGCACCGAAGCCGCCCAGCUUUUCUCCAAGGCCACCACCGGGAGCCGCGCCCGCCAUCCCGGGCAGACCAUCGUUCCCAGGCUCUGUCACCGGCCCAACGUUUCACCCUUCGAUCGCGAAUCUAAGAAGGACAGCGAACUCUGAGGCCCCAAGGCCGCUAUCAUCGGCCUCCAUGAUGGCGUCACACAAGGGCCGUCCUCCCCCCAUCGGCAAGAAGCCCCCACUGCCUCCGGGCAGGAAACCGUCGUCGUCGAUAUCUUCGGCUCCGCCGCCUCUUCCUGGUGCGCCUGCGCCGCCCCCUCCUUUUUCUCCGCCCCCUCUACCCGUGUCGUCUCCGCCCGCAUCGUCUGCGCCCUCACUCCCCCCGGCACCCCCACCCCCACCCCCCGCCACCGCGCCGCGCCCGCCGCCCGCGCCGGCCCGGACACAAUUGCCUCCUCCACCACCACCGUCAUCUGCACCACCCACCAACUUCUCCCAGAGCGUGUUCGCCGUACAGGCUGCUCUCCGCGCGUCUGCGGCCUCAUCAUCGCCGUCGGCAGCACCGCCGCCGCCGCCGCCUCCAAGAGAUGCGUACCGCUCAGCACCAAGUCCACCACUCUCGGCCCCGGCACCUCCUCCACCGCCGCCUUCAGCGCCCGCUCCUCCGCCUUCCAUUUCGUAUUCUGCCUCCAGCGCGUCGGCUCGGUCUCACACGCCGGGUUCCAUGCGCUCCGCGUUGCUUGACCCUAGUAGCUUCACACUCGCGCCAAAUGGAAGCGGUGCCAAGACUCCAAGCCCGACCCGCAAUGUCUCAAAUCCUCCAGGCCCGGCCCCAGGCGGAGCUAGGUAUGUUGUGCAGGAUUCACGAUGGAAGUUCAUUUCUGAAGACAAAUUUCCGAAGCCGCGUGAUUUUGUGGGCGGCCAGAGGCGAUAUCGUGCGGGACGCGGCAGCAGUGUGCCGCUGGACUUGAGUGCGUUUUGA